Chlorocebus sabaeus (green monkey) is the source of this 4449-nucleotide messenger RNA. NCBI's taxonomy places the organism in Eukaryota, Metazoa, Chordata, Mammalia, Primates, Cercopithecidae. The record is from RefSeq and is a predicted model, not a curated record.
CUCCUGCCUCAGCUUUGCAAAGUAUUGGGAUUGCAGGCAUGAGCCACCAUGCCUGGCCUCCUUGGGGUCCUUUUCUGUCAGUUGGUUUUGAUCUCUCUUCAUGUAGGAGGCAGAGAGAGGCUGUAGGGUCAUGUCGCAGGUAGGAUUGUGGUCCAGUGGCCUUGCUGUGAUCUGGCCGGGGCAAGGAUGUGGACUCAGUGCAGGGCUCAGCAGGCCCAAGAGUGUCAGGGCUGUGGCCUUGUGUCUGUCCAGCACUGAGGGGCAGGAGAGACUUGUCAGGCCUCUGGUGGCCUGGGAAGGAGGAAGGAGAGAGAAGGGAAGGAGUCAGGCCAGGCCCCAGGGCAGUGUUUUCCUGAACAUGACCGGAAACCCUUGGGUCUGAUGGCCAGGGGACCCUUUCUCUCAGUUGGCUGGGCCAGAGCCACCCCUGACCUCCCUCUACUUCCUGCACCCUUACUCCCACCGGGGCUUCUGGGCUCAGCAGACAAAAGCACAGGACACCCAGGUCCAUCUCAGACGAGCAAUGGAUGAUUUGUACGUACAUCCUGUGCGGUAUUUGGGGUACACUAAAAAAAGUCAUUGGUUGUUGAUGUGAAAUUCUGAUUUAACCAGGUGCCCUGUAUUUUCUCUGGCAACCCUGUCCCCUGCGCCCCUCAGCGGUAUCUGGAAAUAUUUUUGGUUAUGAUGGGAUGGGGUACAGGCAAGGGGUGCUGCUCAGCAUCUGGACAGCCCCCACCAUGGAGAAUGAUGAGGCUGAGAAAGCUCCCCAGGCCAGCGCUCUCCUUUGCGGCUAGUCUCCUGGCAGUCUUCCGGUGUGGCAGGGGUUGGGGUGGGCCUGGGGGUCACGUCCCAGCUCAGCUGGUCCUGAGAAGCUGCUUGGUAGACAGUCACCGGCACAGAGGUCUGGAAAGUGCCCUUGACCCCAGAACCUGGGUCCUGUGAGGACAUCCACCCUGUGGGAGGCCAGGGAGUGCUCAGCAGAUGGGGGCAGCAGGGGAUUUCAGCAUGGGUGGGGGUUCCAGCCAAGGCAGGCAGCUGAGCCAGCCCCACCUCAGAGUGCAGGGGCCCUCAGCUUAAUCUUCUCUGGGCUCCACUCUCGACUGAUGGACCCAUGGGGCACCCUGGCCCCACCCUGCCUGUCCUGCCCCAGCUCCUGCCCUUGCCCUGUAGGACUCUGCGGCCUCCCCUGUGCCUGUGUGCCUGGCUUACUAGACCCUGGACCUGCGAUCCCUCAGCUCCACUCUAGUCCCCUUACUUUGUCCCUCUACUCUGCCUGGCGCUGCUCAGCUCCUCCCUGCCUGUCCAGUGCCCAGCACCCUGUGCCCAUGACCUCACAUCUGUCCCUCCGCCCGCGUCCCCUGCUCUCCUGUGUUUUAGUCCAUCUUUGUCUGCUGACCCUAAUGUAGACUUUAAAAAUACAAAUACGUAUGCAUGUAGUUAAAAACUUGCUGAUGUCAGAUGGCUGGGAUGAAAGGAUUGCCUGCUGCCUUCCCUCUUGUAGUGCUCGGACACCUCUGCAGGGGAAGCUCCUUGUUUUUUUUGUUUUUUUUGGUUUUUUUCCCCACUUCUUAUUUGAAAUAAUUAUAGAUUCGUAGGAAGUUGAAAAAAAAAAAAAAAAAAAAAACCUGUGGGAGGAGAUCGCAUAGACCCCUCCCCAGUUCCCCUGAUUGCACACACAGGGCACAUCUGGGGUCUCUGGAUUUGUGUGUCUUACUUUGUGCGUGUGUGCAUGCAUGUGUAUAACUGCAAUUUUCUAAUGUGCAAAUACCUGUGGCCAUGAUCAGGCCCAUGCGGCUUCCUGCUCCUGCCCCUGAAUGGGCACCCCCAACACCCCGAAACCUGUUCUCCAGCUGUAAAAUUGUGUCAUUUCAGGAGUGUCAUAGAUGGAUGCACCGGCAUGUUAUUUUUUGGCCUUACCCUUUUCCCUCACCAUAGUGCCCUCAGAUCUACCCACUUCUGUCCAUCUCCGGCUCCCUGUUCUUGCUGAGAAGUCCCCUGUCGUGUGGUGGCACCUUGAUUCUCCCCUUUUGGCCAUUACUAGUAGAGCUGGCUGCUGUGAGCUUUCGCUGCAGCAGGUUUUGUGUGAACUGCAGUGUUCAUUUCUCAGUGAUCCAUGCCCAGAAGUGAGAGAGCCAGGUCACAGGGUAGUUGCUUGUUUGAUAUUGUGAGGACUUGCACCCUGUCUUCCAGAGGGACGCCCGUUUUGCCUCCACACCAGCAGCAUGCCAGUGACCUGGUUUCUCCUCGUGCUGGCCAGUGUUUGGGUUUGCCACUGCGUCUGUCUGGGACACAUUGCCUGUGUUUCCCUGGUGGCGUGGUGACCUUUUCGCACCACACCUGCGGCUGCCCCUCUGUGCUGUCCUUGCUGUUCCUCCCAUCAUCUUAGCCCCACAUGUGUAAAUGACGUAUGUUCCCCUCCCUUGCCAGUGCUGUUUUUGAUGUCCUGUGACCACUGUCUUGGAGGGCGGGCCAGCUCCACUGGCUGUCACAGCUGGCUAUGCCCACCCUCCCUGCAUCAGGGUCCUCAGUGAGACCUGUGCCCACUGGUUCUGGGUGAUGAGUGUGAACAUUCUCUGUGGCUGCUGGCACGUGGGCAUGACCGCAGGGUAGAGUGAGACUGCAGAGAUGAGGGCAGCAGGCCCCCACUUGGCACCUGAAGCUCUGGGCGGCUGGCAAGGACUGAGCCCUCUUCUGGCUGGAAGGGGCUGGGCCACCAGCUUGUGGGCUCCUCUCUGGCAGGCCCUCUGGGGGUCUUAUUACCUCCCUGUCUCAGCUCUCACCGGUCUGUGAAGCCUUGUGCAGUCCACACCUGCAAUCAACCCUAGCCAUGGAGGUGGCUGCACCCAAGGCUCCAGGAACACUCGGAGGAGGUGUCUGGCUUUCUCCUGGAGUGUGACAGCUCCGUGCAGGGCGCACUGCAGAAGCACCUCGCGCUGUACAGGAUCCGGCGGAAGGUCACGGUGGAGCCGCACCCGGAGCUGCGAGUGUGGGCGGUGUUGCCCAGUUCCCCUGAGGCCUGCGGGAAUGCACCGUUGCAGGAGAGUGCAGGGGCUGCUGCCAUCCUCAUCCGCGACCCGCGAACAGCACGCAUGGGGUGGCGGCUCCUCACCCAGGACGAAGGCCCAGCCCUGGUGUCGGGGGGCCGGCUCGGGGACCUGUGGGAUUAUCACCAGCACCGAUACCUGCAAGGCGUUCCUGAGGGGGUCGGAGACUUGCCUCCUGGGGUGGCCUUGCCGCUGGAGUCCAACCUGGCCUUCAUGAACGGCGUGAGCUUCACCAAAGGCUGCUACAUCGGCCAGGAGCUGACAGCCCGCACCCACCACAUGGGCGUCAUCCGCAAGCGCCUCUUCCCUGUCAGGUUCUUGGACCCCGUUCCUGCCAGUGGCAUCACCCCCGGUGCCACGGUGCUGACUGCGUCAGGACAGACUGUGGGCAAGUUCAGGGCCGGCCAGGGCAACGUGGGGCUGGCCCUGCUGUGGUCAGAGAAGAUCAAGGGUCCUCUGCACAUCAGAGCCUCUGAGGGUGCUCAGGUGGCCUUAGCCGCAUCUGUGCCAGACUGGUGGCCUACAGUCUCCAAGUAGCCCGAAGCCUUGGCUGGUGCAGGCUGAUGGGGAGGCUGGGGCCUGGGGCCUCUGUCCUCUGUCGGGGGUCUUCCCAUUCCAUCUGUCUGCUGUGCUUACUGGAUGGGAGCCCUGGUUCCCAUCUGGGAAAGUCCCCCUUGUAGGUGCCCUGCCUGGCCCCGCCCAUGCUCAAGGGCCCCAGGCACGUGGGUUGUUUUCUCGCUGGGCUUCCUGUGGCCCCAGAGGAGCCCACUGUGUGAGUGCUGAGCUCCAGGUGGCGCUGGGCCCCAAUUGUGGCUCCACACAGGGUUGUCUGGGAGGAUGGGACAGUGUCUGUGGCCAGCACUGGCAGCUUCUGUGCCUUGCACCCCACUCUGCCCGGCAUGAGCCUCAUGGGGGGUUGGUCCCUGUGCCUGGAAGCUGGGCGGUGUCCAGGGUCUGCAGGCUGGGUCUCGGGCUUUGGGAGUUGUUUCACCGUGCUUGUUUCCAGCAUGUCUCAGGGUGGGGUUGUGCGUGGUCUAGAGGGGUCUGGGACAUUGGAUCAGGUGGCAUGUAUGUUUCUGUGCAUGGAGGAGCACACAGGGCUGAGCCACCAGGUAUCCCAUGCUGGAGGCUUGUGGGAGGCUGUGCCCAUUGUCCAUGUUUCCCCACCUCUGUUCCUCCUCAGAGCCCUCCAGGAGCGUGGGGUGGGGCCAGCGCAGGGCUCAAGAGCCAGCAGGGCAGAGUUCUGCAUGUGUGUGCUGGGUUUUGGCACUGCCUGUGUUUGCAGUGAGAGUGACUUGCUGUCAGUCGUGGAGUGCAGCCUCCUGUUCACCCACUGGCUUCCCCCUUCCCACUGAAGUGUGAGCUCCAUGUUUCAGGGCAUUUAUUAAAGAGUGAGCCACAAGCA